Molecule: messenger RNA, 1551 nt
Organism: Branchiostoma belcheri (Belcher's lancelet)
Lineage: Eukaryota; Metazoa; Chordata; Leptocardii; Amphioxiformes; Branchiostomatidae
Product: microfibril-associated glycoprotein 4-like
Exons: 4
Coding region: 72-1025 (317 amino acids)
Source: RefSeq, a predicted model, not a curated record
AGCAAAUGACACUUUCCUUUAGUUAGGACUUCAGGAUUUCAUGUUUGUAAACAUAAACUGAAAUCGUCAGCAUGAUCAACCACCUCCUCGUGGCGGCAAUGCUUCAGUUGAGCCUGCUCGGUGGGUUCUCUGUGCGGGGCCAGACGACCGAGGCCCCGGCGGCGACGGUGCACCUCCCCCCGCCGAAGCCAGCUCCCGAGUUCACGGUGCAGUCCUGCUCCGUCACCAGCCAGAGUGUUACCAUGAACUGUGGCGGCAACUGCGCUUCUGAUGCCAGGGUUCCAGAGUUGGAGCGAAAAAUGGACCAUCUUAUGGCCACUGUCAGUCGGCUUAUGGCCACUGUUAGUGACUGCUGUAACGAUACUGAUACCAAUACUCGGCCAAAAGACUGUAAAGAAAUCCUGGACAACAGUGAGCUGACCCCCAGCGGAGUGUACAUGGUCUAUCCAGCGGAUAACCUCGGGGGGUUCCCGGUGUACUGUGACAUGCACACCGAUGGCGGUGGGUGGACGGUAUUUCAGAAGCGACAGGACGGCACUGUUGACUUCUACCGGGGCUGGGCGGACUACAAGACCGGCUUCCCUUCCAACCUGAACGGCGAGUUCUGGUUGGGGAACGACAAGCUGCACCGUUUGACCGAGCAGAAGGCCUACGGGUUGCGGGUGGACCUGGAGGAUACUACCGGGAACACGGCGUACGCGGCCUACAGCAGCUUCAGCAUCUCAGAUGAGUCUGAUCAGUACAGGCUCACCGUCGGUGGGUACAGUGGAGAUGCAGGAGAUAGCAUGGCCUUUCAGAACGGACAGAGGUUCAGCACCAAGGAUAGCGACAAUGAUGCGAUUGCAGCACACUGCUCCCAGAGGUAUAAAGGAGCUUGGUGGUAUGGUGAUUGUCACAACGCCAACCUAAACGGCCUGUAUCAUCUGGGUGCUCACAGUACGUAUGCUGAUGGCGUCAACUGGAAUCACUGGAAGGGUUACUAUUAUUCUCUAAAACGCACUACAAUGAAAAUAAGACCUGUCUGAGUGUUUGAUUGUGCUCUCUAUGGGAAGAGCAGCAAAAAGCUCAAGUUGAGUGGUAUCUUCGAAUUCUGCCCCUACCCCAAAGUUUUGAAAUCUUUUUAAGUUCUUUUUAUGUUUUCCAUAGUCUUUCUAUAUAUCCAGGAAUAAAAUUAAAAUUGUUCCUGGCAUGCCCUUUUCCUAAUGCUGUCAACAAUAUUAAAAUAUCUCAUUAAUUGCAAGACAAGAUAUCUAUCUAUAUACUUCAUUAUAAUUCUGUGCUAUCUGUGUGUUGGUUUCAAUUCAAGAAAAUGCAGACAUUUAAUUUAGGUGGUUAUAUUUCAUAAAUAGUUGAUUUAAUAUUCGACUUGGGAGCACUAUUAAUAGACUAAGUACAAAUGAUGGUAGAAUAAGAAUUAAAUACCAACAAGGUAUCUUUAAUGUUAGAGGAAUGGAAAACUUAGAAAAAACUCAGAUGGAUAGUAAGAGUAAUUGUAUCAUUUAGUGGCUUAUGCCACUUGAUAGAAUGACUAGUCUACUUAUAUAUAGACAA